AUUUUUCAUUAAAAAUAAUUUAUCCAUCAAACAAAUCGUAAGCCACAUUUUUUCGAGGAAGAAGAAGAAGCCAUAGCGAAAAAGAAACAGAAAACAGAGCAAAAAGCAGAGAAGAAGAAGAAGAAAGAGAAAGCAGCAAAAUUGGAAGGAAAGGCCACUUGGUUCACAUUCCCACCUCGAAAUUGCUAGUCAAACUCCAAACCAACGGCCCUUUGUCACAAAAUCCUACCGUCCUUUCAAUCAUCACCUGAAAAAUGCAUAUAUUUGUGCGCGAAAUGUGGCUGGAUUUUCAUAGUUCAGUUACUAAACUUCAGGGCAAAUCAUACACAAAGAGAGAGAGACGAAAAAACAGAAAAAAAAAAAAAAAAAAAGAGAGUGAGAUUUCAAUAACCCACCUGCAUUUCAAGCCCUACUUCCAUUAAUCGCAGGAAAUUAAUAAAAAAAAAAAAAGGGAUUAAAGCAUGGCGCAACUGAAUCCAGAAGAGAAGUUUAGUGAAAACCAUUCUGAAAUGGAGGUCAAUCAAGAAGCUAUCACCAAUAGCGAUAGCGAUGGAAGUAGUAAUAGCAGUCUUGCUAAUUUGGCCUUCAGAUUUAAUGCUCAAGCGCCUGAGUUUUUCCCUAGAACCCAACCUCAGAUGCCUGUUACCGGUUAUUUUCAUCCCUAUUUUCAUUUUCUUGGUGGGGGGCCUGCUUCUUCAGAUUGGUUCUUUAUUGGGGACCAAGAACCUGCUUAUUUGAUCCCUAAUCCCAACAUUCAGCUCCCUAAUUUCUCUAAGCAUGCUCGUUCUGAGGAGAUUCAGCAAAAAAUCGUCAAACAGGUAGAAUAUCAGCUUAGUGACAUGAGUCUUCUCGCAAAUGAGACUCUUGCAAAACACAUUAGUAAAGAUCCCGAUGGUUAUGUUCCGAUUUCUAUUCUUUCAUCGACAAAAAAAGUGAAGUCUCUCUCAACCAACAACAAUUUCAUAGUUCAAGCACUCCGCUCCUCUUCAAGGCUUGUUGUCAGUUCUGAUGGGAAGAGAGUUAGGCGUAAGGUUCCAUUCACAGACAAGGACAAAGAGGAAUUGCUGGCCCGCACAGUUGUUGCUGAGAAUUUGCCAGAAAAUCACUCGCAUCACAAUCUGGAGAAAAUAUUCAGUGUGGUUGGAAGUGUGAAAACCAUCCGAAUCUGUCAUCCCCCGGAAUCAAAUCCCUGCUGCUCUAAAGGUGAAUUGUUUGUCAGUAACAAGCUUCAUGCACUCGUGGAGUUUGAGACUGUAGACUUAGCUGAAAGAGCGAUUGAGCAGUUAAACGAUGAGAGAAACUGGAGGAAAGGACUCCGAGUAAGGCCACUGGUGAGACGCUCGCCGAAGUCUGUUCUAAAGAAUCGAAAAUCAGAAUUCGAUAGCGUUUUGGAUGAAGAUGAUUCACCAUCUUCUGUAUCCGUUGAAGAGACCCCACUGCAAAAUAUCAAUGACCUGAUUGUCGAUUGCAAUCCUGAAGAGAACUCUACAUCAUCGAAGAAGAGCUGGGGUCGAGGACGUGGGAAGGGCCGUGGACGAAUUCAUGGUCAUCUCGAUCGUAGUUAUAGCUUGCCGGUUACAUCAUCUCUGCAGACGAGUGGGCAGGUUUUGUGUGAAGCAUCUUCCAAACUGACUACAAAGAGUCCAAGAAUGCCUGAUGGGACUAAAGGUUUCACCAUGGGAAGAGGCAAGCCAUUAAGCUCUAAACCUCCUCUAUUCAAUAGGCUUGUUGACUGAUAGAAGAAAAUGUAGGAAAAUCUCUGUUUGAUUUAUUGAGUAGGGUGGAAGGAACUAUGAAAUUUUUUUCGAUGAGACUAUUCACAAUUUUGCUGCUACAUUUUAAUUAUUUCAUUUAUGUAUUAUUUUUUUUUAAAUUUGGUAAUAAUGGAGAUGUUUGAUAGAGUUUUGGUUA
Molecule: messenger RNA, 1911 nt
Organism: Cucumis melo (muskmelon)
Lineage: Eukaryota; Viridiplantae; Streptophyta; Magnoliopsida; Cucurbitales; Cucurbitaceae
Product: la-related protein 6C
Exons: 10
Coding region: 462-1736 (424 amino acids)
Biological process (GO): RNA processing
Cellular component (GO): nucleus
Molecular function (GO): mRNA binding
Source: RefSeq, a predicted model, not a curated record